GCUUCGCGUUUACAGUUCGCACACAGCACAGCUCGCAUCUUUUACUUGUGUGCCUGACGCGCGCUCGAGCGCACAUUCCGACUGUCCACGAGCGACUUUAGUGAGAACUACUGAGCGCGCACGCUUCAAGUGAACCGAGACCCAUUUCAGUGGUUCGUUUGAGCUUUUAUUUGGCACUAAAGCAGUACUUUAUAAAACACAGGGCAUGAUGACUGAGAGGAACGGAGGAAUUCUUCCUUCAGCGUCUUAAGUGGAGAUUCAGCUUUGAAUGAAACUGUCUGCAAAAUUACCUGCCAAACGCGCAGAUGUGUCGAGCUGUGAGGGAAUAGUGCAGUUUAAUCAAGAAACUUCUGUUUGCUUUGACUGACAUUGACACGUCAUGGCAUCAGUGUCUUGGAGACACGCGCUUUUCUUCUUGGUGGUUGAUGGUUCCCAUCCUACUUUCUUUAUAGACGGCUAUGUCCAUCUUGUCACGCAGAUGCACUAGGGGAGCCUGAGAAGUCCCAGGAUAUUGAUGGCAUCAUAACGGUUCACUACUGGCACAGAGAAAAAGUGAACUUGUCUGUGCUAACGAUGGCAUGCAGCAGUCACUAUGGAAAUGCCAUCGAGGAGUUCUGCCUGGCCAAGUUCAAGCUGGACAUGGAGGUUCUCGAUCAGCGCCAGUGGUGCAGCUGGGAGGACACUGUUGAGUCCUAUGGAGAACUGACCAACUGCACGUUCCUGGUGGCUCUGAAGAUGAACUGUUUCUGGCCCAACCGAAUGGUGGAUGAAUUCUUCAUCCGGGUGCACAGGCACUACUUCCAUGACUGUUCAUUGUCUGGACGGCUGCUUCACGACCCACCCAAUCGGAUCUUGGGGCCUUUUAUCGUGGUGCCCAUUCUGGUGACACUACUCAUGACUGCUCUAGUGGUGUGGAGGAGUAAACGCAGUGAGGGAAUCGUAUAAAUCUAUAACAGCUAACCAAGAACCUCCACACUGAACAACAGAGAAGGUGAUAUUUUACAGACUGCAAACAAUAAGAAAGACUUGUUUCUCAUAUAUUGAAACGCUUAUAGUGAACACUGUCACUGUGUUAUCUACAAACAGAUAACAUACAAGUCAUUUAUAUGGACAACAACUUUAAGCACAAUUUCUUUUAAGUAGUUUUCAACUAAAUGUUAUGUCAUGUCAGCAUUUUGUCAGUAAAACAGAUCUCCAAUAUUGAUGCAAGUCAUUAUCAUAAUGAUGGAUAAGUGUCAACUUGAAUGGAUAAACACCAAACUAAAGGAAGGACACUGUUAUUCCCAUAUGUUUGAUGAACCUAUAUGAAGACUGGACUCAAUCACUUUAUGUAUUUCACACUCGUAGAUGUGCUUUGUGCCAAAAUGUGACAUUUGUAGCAUGACAUUCAUGAUUAAUAUUAUUUUGUAGUUUUUAAAAAUAAGAAAAGAGGGCUACAACCAUGAACAUGCCAAUAUAAUAAUGAUCCCUAAAAAAAUAAAUAAAAAUAAAUUGAUUAUUGUAUUUAUAUGCUCCAAAGUGAACAUCUCCAUCAGAUAUUUUUACAAGACACCCAAAAAUGCUUUGGCCAAAGCAUCGCACAUAUCCCUCAAAGACAAUUUUUGGGAAGAUUCUGGAAAGCUGUGAGAAAUUGAUUUCAUUCAAUACUGAAAAGUAUCAAUAAAAAGUAAAAACUGACUAUUUUGACUAAUGGACACAAUAUAUGGUUAUAUAUAUUGAUUUUUUAAGAAAAAAAAAAUCAAUUGCACUAAUAGUAAAAUCUAUGUGCAUUUAUAUAAAUACACCACAAAUGUCAUCUCAAUUAAGUUUGUACAAAUUUAUGGCACUUAUGAAGCUUUAAAGAUAAUUUAAUUCCACCAUACAAAAACUGCAAAUUACUUGACUAUUGUUCAACACCAUCUAUUUUUUUUUUAUUUUAAUACCUAAUGUCAUAAGGGACAAUAUGCUACCUGCAUUACAUUUAAUGUUUUAAUUUGCUCAAAAUUCAAAAGUGUUUGUUCAGCUAGCCUUGUGAGCCCCCAGUUGGGUAACUGCCUAAAAGAGUAGACAUCUAUAUGUUGUAGGCAACAGACAGUCAUGUAGCUCAUCAGGUUCUGGAUCAGAGCUACAGUCUUUUGUACUGAUAAUGGCUAUCAGAUACUAUUAGAAGCAGUGAACUGAGAGAAUUACUGCAUUAAUUUGGUGUCUCUCAACUCACAGCUUCAUGAGGUCAAGUCAAGGAAAAAUAUUUUCUUUCUUUAGUGGAGAGCAACCUGGGCUAAGAAGCUUGCAGCAUUUGUCAAGGAAUAAUUCAUGUAUUAGCACUAAAAUUAUGUUUUUAUUCACAUGGUUCUGCUAUUAUUAUUAUUUUUAUGUCUGAUUAUCUCUGGAGCUCUGUGUCCACAGUGAGUGGAUUAAAAGCCUGUGGUUUUCACCUGCCUGUGGCGAACUGGACAGCAGCACAGAGACACCAGAUGUCUCUAAUGUCAGCUGAAUUUCAAAGCCUCUGAUUUCUGCUGAAGUUAUAAUAAAGCCAUUUGCCCUCGA
Ctenopharyngodon idella (grass carp) is the source of this 2526-nucleotide messenger RNA. RefSeq names its product receptor activity modifying protein 1 (gene ramp1). The record is from RefSeq and is a predicted model, not a curated record. The transcript is spliced from 4 exons. Gene Ontology annotation, biological process: cellular response to hormone stimulus; G protein-coupled receptor signaling pathway; intracellular protein transport. Gene Ontology annotation, molecular function: coreceptor activity. NCBI's taxonomy places the organism in Eukaryota, Metazoa, Chordata, Actinopteri, Cypriniformes, Xenocyprididae. Bases 574 to 945 code for a protein of 123 amino acids. Gene Ontology annotation, cellular component: membrane; signaling receptor complex; cell surface.